Messenger RNA from Phyllotreta striolata, 1617 nucleotides. Lineage: Eukaryota; Metazoa; Arthropoda; Insecta; Coleoptera; Chrysomelidae. The record is from the annotation of a GenBank genome assembly.
AAAAUGUUCAAACAGUCCGUCGAUCUCGAAGUUAGAAGUUGGAUAGAGUCGUGCGAAGGUGUUAGUUUAGUUUCGUUUAAUUCUCCGGCUAAAGACAUGAUCAGUUCCAGUGUGCAAAAUGUGGAGUUAAUGAACGUCGAGCAGCACAUGAAACCCCAUUCACCUACUGCUUCUAGUAGGAUAUUGGACAUUCCAUGCAAGGUGUGCGGGGACUUCUCCUCCGGGAAGCACUACAACAUUUUCGCGUGCGACGGUUGCGCGGGAUUCUUCAAAAGGUCCAUCCGAAGGAACAGGCAGUACGUGUGCAAGGCCAAGGAAGAGGGGACGUGCACGAUCGACAAAACCCACAGGAACCAAUGCAGGGCCUGCAGGUUGCAGAAGUGCCAAGAAGCCGGCAUGAACAAAGACGCCGUUCAGCACGAGAGGGGUCCACGAAACUCCACUUUGAGGAGACAGCAAAUGUCGAACUUUUUCAACGAAGCCAGGGAGCGGAUGAUGGCAUCUCCGCCCAUCGGCGCCCUCAAUUUGGCCAUCACCAAGCCAUCCACACCGCCCGUUUUGGACGGCCCUUUCGGGUACGUCGCCCCGACGGGAUUCCUCUGCAACUCCAUACUCAAUUUGCCCAGAUUUCCAAUUCCAGUACAGCCGCCAGUCGCGCCGCAAAUCCCGAAUCCUGCUGUAGUCUGCGAAGCAGCGGCCAGGCUCCUCUUCAUGAACGUCCAAUGGGCGAAAUCCUUACCGGUCUUCACGUCGCUCCCUUUCACCGAUCAACUCCUGCUGCUCGAGGAGAGCUGGAGCGAGCUGUUCGUGCUGGGCGCCGCCCAGUUCCUGCCAAUGACCUAUCUCCCGCAUCUGAUCCCGAAUUUGGGCGUGGAGACGAGCGCGGCGUUCUUGCAGAACGUGCAGGAGUUCCAGGACGUGCUGGUGAACGUCAGGCAGUUCCAGGUCGAUCCGCAGGAGUACUCCUGCCUGCGGGCCACCAUUUUGUUCAAGCCCAGUUUCGACAAGGCGAGUUCGUCGUCGCAAAGGGAAGCGGUGUUGCAUCAUCCGGGUAAAGUGGCGGCUAUUCAGGAUGAAACUCAGUUGACGCUGAAUAAAUACAUUUCGUCGAGGUACCCCGCGCAACCGUUGAGGUUCGGGAAGUUGUUGCUUUUGCUGCCUACCCUUCGAAGGGUGUCGGGCGAGACUAUCGAGGAGUUGUUCUUUCGAAAAACGAUAGGGACUAUUCCUAUUGUUAGGAUUAUAUGCGAUAUGUACAAGUCACAACCUAGUUUAUGAUACACGUACAUGUACCAGUUCAAAUGACUACGGACGUACUUUAUUGUGAAUUAAACACAAAAAAAUUAAUGGCAUACAUAUGCACAAUUUAAGGGUACAAGUGUAUACAUAUACACUUGUAUAAGAGCGCUAACGUGGCAGUUAAUUCGAUCUCAAUUCAAUUUUUUAACAAAGCUACGUGUAAUUUGCGAUUAUAAUAGAGUUGAUGUCUUCGGGUAUUUCUGUACCAAAGUAUAAUGAACCUACAAAAGGUGUAUAAUUGUUGUUUCUAAGGGUACAUUAAGGUUGGUUAACCCGCCAAAAACCGUGCAAACAUUACUGUGAUGUAAAUAUUUUAGG